Messenger RNA from Oncorhynchus tshawytscha (Chinook salmon), 1551 nucleotides. Its product is annotated as potassium voltage-gated channel subfamily S member 2. Gene Ontology annotation, molecular function: protein binding; delayed rectifier potassium channel activity. The record is from RefSeq and is a predicted model, not a curated record. NCBI's taxonomy places the organism in Eukaryota, Metazoa, Chordata, Actinopteri, Salmoniformes, Salmonidae. Gene Ontology annotation, cellular component: membrane; voltage-gated potassium channel complex. The transcript has 2 exons. The coding region runs from base 1 to 1551 and encodes 516 amino acids. Gene Ontology annotation, biological process: regulation of delayed rectifier potassium channel activity; potassium ion transmembrane transport; protein homooligomerization.
AUGGUAAAAGAGAGUCUCCGAGCCUGGGUCCAGGACGCUGAGGAUAUCCUGGUGCACAUCAAUGUUGGAGGCCUGAAGCGCAGCCUGUUCUCGAGCACUCUAAGUAAUUUCCCCGAUACACGUCUGGGACGCCUGCUGGCCUGCGAGUCCGAGGAGGCCAUAUUGCAAGUUUGCGACGAUUACGAUGCUCAACAAAAGGAGUUUUACUUUGACCGCAACCCGGGACUCUUCCCUUACGUGCUACAAUUCUACCAGACCGGCAAACUCCACAUCAUGGAGGAACUGUGCAUCUUCUCUUUCUGCCAGGAAAUUGAAUACUGGGGAAUCAAUGAGUUCUUCCUGGACAGCUGCUGUAGCUACCGUUACCACGAUCGUAAACUAGAAAGCCGCCACAAGAGCUGGGAUGAGGAGAGUGAUGUUAGCAGUGUGGACACUUCUGUGGAUGAGAUCUCAGACCUGAACAAGGACAUCCAGCACUUCCAGGAAAUGCGCUGUGGAAACGCCCGCAAGUACCUGUGGCUGACUCUGGAGAACCCGGGCUACUCCAUUCCCAGUAAGCUUUUCAGCUUUCUCUCUAUAGCUGUGGUUCUGACCUCCAUAUCCAUCAUGUGCAUUAACAGCCUUCCAGAGUACCAGCACUUUGACGAGGAUGGCAAACAAGUGGAGGAGCCGACCCUGCAAGCGCUGGAGUUCUUCUGCAUCUGCUGGUUCACCUUUGAGGUAGUGACGCGGAUGCUUUUGGCGCCCAACAGGAGAAAGUUCUUCCGCCACCCACUUAACAUAAUCGACAUUGUGUCGGUGUUGCCCAUCUAUAUCACGCUGCCUAUUGACCUGGCGUUGGGCAGUGAAUCAGAGCUGGGGAACCUGGGCAAAUUGGUGCAGGUGUUCCGCCUCAUGAGGAUAUUCAGGGUUCUGAAGCUGGCCAGACAUUCAACAGGCCUCAGGUCUUUGGGAGCAACGCUAAGGCACAGUUACAGGGAGGUGGGCAUCCUGCUGCUGUACCUGGGCGUGGGUGUGUGCGUGUUCUCUGGCUUUGCCUAUACUGCAGAGUAUGAGGAGGACGUGGGGCUGGAUACCAUUCCUGCCUGCUGGUGGUGGGGCACCGUCAGCAUGACCACCGUGGGCUACGGCGAUGUGGUGCCCGUCACGGUGGCCGGCAAGCUGGCGGCCAGUGGCUGCAUCCUGGGUGGGACCCUGGUGGUGGCCCUGCCCAUCACUAUCAUCUUCAACAAGUUCUCUCACUUCUACCGCAAGCAGAAGGCCCUGGAAGCCUCGGUGAGAAACAGCAACAAAAAGAAGGUCAAAGUGUGCAGUGACAAUGUGAAGGAGGAAGAGGAUGGGGAUGGGGGUUUGGAUAGGGAUAGCCAGUGUCUGGAGGAGCUGGAUGAGGAUGAAGAUGAUGGAGGAGUGGUAAAUUAUAGCUAUGUUGAUCAUCCACCGCUGCCUAUGGAGAGGUCCAGCCCGUUGGCGAGGAGGAAAGAGUUCUUCAACUCUGAGUGCUUCACCAUAAACACAGGACAGAUGACAGAAGAAUUAUUACAGGGAAAGUAA